Molecule: messenger RNA, 1120 nt
Organism: Brassica oleracea var. oleracea
Lineage: Eukaryota; Viridiplantae; Streptophyta; Magnoliopsida; Brassicales; Brassicaceae
Exons: 1
Coding region: 290-808 (172 amino acids)
Source: RefSeq, a predicted model, not a curated record
AAAUAACAAAUAGCAAAAAAGAAAAGAAAAGAAAAGAAAAGGGAGAGAUCCGUGAUGCCCAAACGAUUCGCUAUUCCACGCGUCACUGUCUGCGACUAAAAUCACGCGCUUCGCUGUUUACCGACUUUUACUCUCUUCUCAUAUCUUCCUCUCUUGUCUCCACUAUAAAAUCUCGUGGUUCCCUUCUUCCUUUUCUGCACCGAUACUCCCACGCUAAUUUCGAAACUGCCACUGAUUAUUUAAUCAACGUACCAUCUAAACCGAGUAAUUAACCAUAACCGGUUAAGUAAUGGACGGUUUUCCAACUGAUGAGGAGAGGCUAACUCGGCGUGACUCGGUUGGGAAGAAGCGAGUCAGAGACGAGUUGGAUGAGUUAGUUAUCAACUCGCCCGACGUAAAGCGGCUGAGAGACGAUUUGUUUGAUGACUCGGGUCAUGACCCAGCCACUCAAGAUCUCGACUCGUUGAUGAAGAGCUUCGAAGACGAGUUGACGAACACGACGGCGCAACACUCCGGCGAGACUCAGCCGGAUCUCGGAUAUCUUUUCGAAGCUUCCGACGACGAGCUGGGUUUGCCUCCACCGCAACCGUCAACGCUUCUUCCUCCGUCGUCUGGGGAAACAAAGGAGACGGAGUUAGUACGAGCGUCGUCGGAUUCAUCAGGAGUCGGCGAGUUACGUGGAAUUGAGGAGCCUGUUCCGGGUUUUGGAUCUUUCGAGCUGGAUGAUGGGCUGUUCGAAUAUUCCGAUGUUUCUUUAGAUUCCGGUGACCUGUUUUCAUGGCGGCCGGAAACUCUACCGGCGGAGUAACAAUGUUCCGGAGUUUUUUUUAAAAGCGGGAGCUGAAACGGUGGCGUUUAAACUCGCUUAGUGAUAUAAGAUCUCUAAAUUAUUGUAAGAUUUUAGGAUUAGAGAAAUCAAAGGCUUAGUGUGGGUUAAUGGCUUAGACUGGUAGUUCAUACCCGUCCUCUUUUUCCAGGAUCUGUUCUGUUGAUCUUGAAUCAUCUUCAUCCUGUGUGUUAGCUUUUGUUAAUGUUAAAGCUAAACUAUUAUCAAGAGUUUAAUCCCAGAUAUUAGAAUCUGUGUAUAAGUAAAUGUUCAUAUUAGAUCUUUUUGUUUAUC